Messenger RNA from Vanessa tameamea, 746 nucleotides. RefSeq names its product cuticle protein 19-like. The coding region runs from base 15 to 656 and encodes 213 amino acids. The transcript has 2 exons. NCBI's taxonomy places the organism in Eukaryota, Metazoa, Arthropoda, Insecta, Lepidoptera, Nymphalidae. The record is from RefSeq and is a predicted model, not a curated record. Gene Ontology annotation, cellular component: extracellular matrix.
CAUACAAAGCAAUCAUGUUCACCAAAGUACUGUCUUUGAGCGCUGUGUUGGCGGUAGCUUCAGCUGGACUCUUGGCUGAGCCUCACUACUCUUCAGCUGCUGCUGUCUCAUCACAAAGCAUUGUGCGUCACGACCAGCCCCACGCUGUGGCUGCUAAGAUCGUGGCUGCUGCUCCCGUAGCGUACCACGCUGCACCCGUGGCCUACCAAACUUCCCCCGUUCAUUACUCCUCCGCCGCAGCUGUGUCUUCCCAAAGCAUCCAGCGCCACGACCAGCCCCAUGGAGCUGUUGCUGUUGCCCCCGUUGCCCACUACGCUGCUGCACCUGUUGCCCACUACGCCACCGCCCCAGUAGCCCACUACGCUGCUGCACCUGUAGCUCACUACGCUGCUGCCCAUGAGGAGGAAUACGCUCACCCUAAAUACGACUUCUCAUACUCCGUAGCUGACGGACACACUGGUGACAACAAGUCUCAACACGAGAGCCGCGACGGUGACGCCGUGCACGGCGAGUACUCUCUGGUCGAAGCUGACGGCUCUGUGCGUACAGUUCAGUACACCGCUGACGCACACAACGGUUUCAACGCCGUGGUCAGCAACUCCGCACCUUCCCACCACGCUGCGCCCGCUCAGGGACAUAUUCUAGCCCAUCACUAAUAAUUUUAUAUUGUAUUUAAUUAUUUAUUUAUAUUAUGUCGUUUGAAAAUAAUUGUAAAUAAUAAUUCAAAAAAUUAUGAAAAAAAUAAA